This is a messenger RNA of Brachypodium distachyon (stiff brome), 1223 nucleotides long. RefSeq names its product xylanase inhibitor protein 1. The transcript has a single exon. Gene Ontology annotation, molecular function: chitinase activity. The coding region runs from base 151 to 1074 and encodes 307 amino acids. NCBI's taxonomy places the organism in Eukaryota, Viridiplantae, Streptophyta, Magnoliopsida, Poales, Poaceae. Gene Ontology annotation, cellular component: extracellular region. Gene Ontology annotation, biological process: carbohydrate metabolic process. The record is from RefSeq and is a predicted model, not a curated record.
UUUGCUUGCACCGGUCAACUAAAGCCCAGCUCAAACGUGUUGCAGUCAACUAUAGCUGCUACCUCUCUGAAAUCCAUCUAUAUAUAGUGCAUUCGUUCUAGCUAGCUAAUUAAUUUGCUCUUCACACCAACACAAAGCAAACCCACAGCAAUGGCACCCCGGGCAAUGGCUCACCGGAGCAACACAGCCACUCUCCUAGCAGUCCUCUCCGUCGCAGCCAUAUUCCUGGCCGGGCCGGUGUCGGCGGCCGGGAAGACCGGGCAGGUGAGUGUAUUCUGGGGGCGGAACAAGGCGGAGGGCUCUCUGCGCGAGGCCUGUGAUGCUGGCACGUACACCAUGGUCAUCAUCUCCUUCCUCGACGUGUUCGGCCAUGGAGGCUACCACCUAGAUAUCUCCGGCCACGACGUCGCGGCCAUGAAUGCCGACAUCAAGUACUGCCAGUUCAAAGGUGUCCCCGUCUCCCUCUCCCUCGGCGGCUUCGGGAGCUCCUACUCCCUCCCGUCGAGCAAGGCGGCGCUCGACCUCUUCGACUACCUCUGGAACUCCUACUUCGGCGGCUCCAAGCCCGGCGUGUACCGCCCCUUCGGCGACGCGUGGCUUGACGGCAUCGACCUCUUCCUGGAGCAUGGCUCACCGAACGACCGGUAUGACGUCCUCGCGCUCGAGCUCGCCAAGCACAACAUCCGUGGUGGCCCAGGGAAGCCGCUGCACCUGUCUGCUACGGUCCGGUGCGGGUUCCCGCCGGCGAGCCACAUCAAGCGGGCGCUCGACACCGGCAUCUUCGAGCGCGUCCACGUCAAGAUCUACGAGAACGGCCAGGAUGACAAGAAGUGCAACGUGUACGGCGCGUGGCAGGACGCGUGGGACAAGUGGACGGCGGCGUACCCGGCCACCAGGUUCUACAUCGGGCUUACGGCGGAGGAUAAGUCCCACCAGUGGGUGCACCCAAAGAACGUCUUCUAUGGCGUCACGCCGGUGGUGCAGAAGAAGGAGAACUACGGCGGCGUCAUGCUCUGGGACAGAUAUUUCGACAAGCAGAGCAACUACGGCACCUACAUCAAGUCCUAUGCUUAGUGAUCAGUGCUCAGUGUGUGUUCCCGUGUAAGAAUAAAGUGAGUAAGGCCUGUGUGUUCAGUGGUGUUAUGUAAGAAUAAAGUGAGCGAGGCCUGUGGAAGGAACUAUAAUUAAACAGUUAAUAACUAUCCCACCUGCUCAAUCAAUCA